GCGGCGGCGGCGGCGGCGGCGGAGGUCCGGCGCACGGGCUCCGGCGGGGAUCUGGUAGGGUUCCGGCGAACCCGAUCGGAGCCGCGGCUGCUCCGGCGGACGCUGAUGGUCGCGCCGCGCGCGGCGCCGCUCAAGGGCGCGCGCUCGGUCGGGAUCUUCUUCCCCCUCCAAUUCCCGGCCCCGAUCGUCCCCCAUUCCGCCGAGUCGCUCCCCCUCGACUCGGAGGAGAGCCCCGACGAGGGAUCGGGGUCGGGGUCGGAGCGGGGGCGAGCGAAUUGGGUGGAGAGGGUCCUCCAGGUGCGCACGCGGUGGAGAGGUCGACAACACAAGGAGGAGGAGGAGGAGGAGGAGGACGACGACGACGACGAGUCAUGUGGGGUGAGUUACGACUCGUCGUCGGAGGAGGAGGAGGGGAGGAGAGAGUGGGAUCGGGAAUCGUUCGCGCGGGUGCUGGGCCGAGUCGCGCUGGCCGAGGCGAGGCGCUUCGCCCAGCUGGCGCUCCUCUGUAACCUGGCCUACGCUAUACCGGCGAUCAAGGCGGAGGACUUGAAGAAGCGCUACGACCUCCACUUCGUGACGUCGUCGUUGGAGAAAAAGUCGGUCGCCGCGGCGAUCAAAUCGGAGCUUGAGACCGACUCCACCCGGCCCCCGCCCCCGACCCCGACCCCAACCCCGACCCCGACCCGGACCGGACCCGAGCCGCGCCGCCCGUUCCGGCCCUCCGUGGCCUACGAGAUCGCCGCGUCGGCCGCCUCCUACGUCCGCUGCCGCGCGCGGGGCCUCCUCUCCCUCGGCGAGGCCCCCGCGCCCGGGCCCCACCCGCGUCGUGCCGACGAGAAUGCGGCGGCGGUGCCGACGAGGGGGGGCGGGGGGCGGUUGUCGUACAAGUCGGAGGUGGCGGCGUGCGUGGCGGCGUCGACGGUGACGGCGGUGGUGGCGGCGGAGGAGGAGGCGAGGCAGGAGGCUGCGAAGGACCUCCGCUCGCCGCUCUCGUCCCCCUGCGAGUGGUUCGUCUGCGACGACCCCGCCACCCACACUCGCUGCUUCAUCAUUCAGGGAUCGGACUCGCUAGCUUCGUGGCAGGCCAAUCUACUCUUCGAACCGACUACGUUCAAGGACACCGGAGUGCUGGUGCACCGCGGGAUAUACGAAGCGGCGAAGGGGAUCUACGAUCAGUUCGUGCCGGAGAUCGAGGCCCAUCUGAGAGCCCACGGCGACCGCGCGAGGCUUCGGUUCUCCGGCCACUCCCUGGGGGGCAGCCUGGCCCUGUUGGUCAGCUUGAUGCUGUUGGCUCGGGGGGCCGCGGUGCGCGCCGCCGUCCUCCCCGUCGUGACCUUCGGUGCGCCCUCCGUGUUCUGCGGGGGGGAGCGCGUGCUGGGCGCCCUCGGCCUCGACGACGGGCACCUGCAGGCGGUCAUCAUGCACCGCGACAUCGUGCCCAGGGCCUUCUCCUGCAGCUACCCCAACCAGGCGGCCAUGCUGCUCAAGCGGCUCAACGGCGCCUUCCGCUCCCACCCCUGCCUCAACAAUGAGAGAGUGCUCUACUCUCCUCUGGGAAAGACAUACAUCCUCCAGCCCGACGAGAAGUCGUCGACGCCGCACCCCCUCCUCCCCGACGGGGCCGCGCUGUACGCCAUCGAGGAACGGCGCGGAGCGAAAGAAGAAGACGCGCCGCUGACAACCUCCAAAGCCGCCGUCGCCAGCGCCCUGCGGACGUUCAUGAACUCGCCGCACCCUCUCGAGACCCUGAGCGACCCGAGAGCCUACGGCUCCGACGGCACCAUCCGGCGCGACCACGAGUCGAGCAACUACGCGAAGGCCCUCGACGCGCUGGUGAAGCAGCAGCACGUGAAGCCCACGGUGCGGUGGCACGCGCGGGAGCACCAGUGGCUGCCGCAGCAGUGGUGGCCGCCGCUCGUCGGCAUGGAGAGCCCCGGGCUGGUGGCGCAGGAGGUGAUAAGCCGGUCGUAGGAGGGAAAAUUUUUUUUAAAGAAAAAUUAUUAUACGGGGAGCCUCCUCACGAAAUGACAAAACAAUCUCUAGUUACCGGUCGUGCAUCACAUGCAAUGCACGAAUCUUAAAGUGUAUGCCCGGCCGUCCAUCACAUGCAAUAUAUAAAUCUCAAAGCAUGGUUGGAUCACCUCUCCAUGGGGAGAGUUGUCAAUUUCUCAUAUAGUUUACUUGUUAAUAUUAGGCAAGAACUUGGUGGGGGUUUAGUGCUGGUCUUUGUACAUAAGCAAGUAGCCCCACACCCUUUUUCCCUUUUUCCUUUUUUCUUUUUUUCUUU
Molecule: messenger RNA, 2287 nt
Organism: Ananas comosus (pineapple)
Lineage: Eukaryota; Viridiplantae; Streptophyta; Magnoliopsida; Poales; Bromeliaceae
Exons: 5
Coding region: 106-1971 (621 amino acids)
Biological process (GO): lipid metabolic process
Molecular function (GO): glycerophospholipid phospholipase A1 activity
Source: RefSeq, a predicted model, not a curated record